Messenger RNA from Piliocolobus tephrosceles (Ugandan red Colobus), 3181 nucleotides. It is a transcript of the gene NUDT2, whose product is annotated as nudix hydrolase 2. Gene Ontology annotation, molecular function: bis(5'-nucleosyl)-tetraphosphatase (asymmetrical) activity. NCBI's taxonomy places the organism in Eukaryota, Metazoa, Chordata, Mammalia, Primates, Cercopithecidae. Gene Ontology annotation, biological process: AMP biosynthetic process; ATP biosynthetic process. The transcript has 4 exons. The record is from RefSeq and is a predicted model, not a curated record. Bases 2462 to 2905 code for a protein of 147 amino acids.
CUUCUCUUGAAAGGUCGUUUUGAGCUUUAGAAACAAUAGUUGUCAAAAGUUUUGCACAGUAUAGCUGGCAGAGUGUAUAUAGAUGCUUAAUUGAUAACGCGGCAUGAAAUGCUGUUUUUGCUAAAGGGAUAUUAGACUAUGGAGAACAGGUCAGAGGGAAAAUUUAGAGAGCUCUACCUGUACCUAAAAUUACAUUUCUGAGGGCUUUUUACAUUUACUCUAUUUAAUUUGAUGAAAAUAUUGAAACAAACAGCAUAGCCAUGUAUUUGUAAAUUCUUUUUUUGGUACCUAGGUCCCGAACCUCCUAGGCUCUGAGGGAAUUGUAUAUAUGGAGAAAGCCAAGAAUAUUUUUCCUUAGCUUCUGGAACCUUCUGAUGACAUUGAGGGUUUUUUGGUUCAGGUUUUUUCUAACCACCUCAGGCACUCUGCCACUUUUUUGAAGUGUGAAUUGCCUGCUGUCAGCCUGGAGUUCUCACCUCCGCAAUCCUGGCUGCAGGCAUAUUUGCAUGUUGGAUGCUGUGUUCUUUAACCCCUGAGAUUUGAAUCCACUUCUAGUCUGUGUGUGAAAGCUGGCUACUUUCAAACCCGUGGAUAGUUUCAGCUUUGUGGUCUCCAGAAAAACAGAAAACCCCCAACAAUAGCUCCAUUCACUUUUAUGUAAAUGGCACUCUUCAGGAAAACACUGGGCUAUUUCCCAGGGCCCCAGAACAUACUCAAACAUUUGUUUGAGUGGGAGGUGGGGAGAGAGUUCUUUUGAGUCAAUGAACAUCUGUUCAGAACUGCUGUGCUGGGUCCCAAGAAAACAGCUUAUAAUCUGGCUCUUCCCCGCCAGAGGUAACAGCAGAGAUUUACUAUACUAGGUAUAUGCGCUUGUGGUGGCAUUGUACUGUGUCAGUUUAGCUACGCUGGAUUCCCAGUAUCCUUCCCAUCUGCUUCCAGGUCAGGGUUGUCCACAAGAAAAUUUCGUGAGAGAUUUGGAAAGCUGAAUUGAAGUAGCAGCCGGUACACUGUGAAGGACAGAGCUGGGUCUGUACACUGUGAAGGACAGAGCAGGGUACCAGGCAUGGUGGCAGUGCCUGUACUUUCUCUCUGAUCUGCUGUCUCACCUUGUUGGUGAAGGUCAUCACACAGCCCCCAGCACCCCCAGCUCCUACUGAAUUUCCUUCUUCAGCUCCUCUGAGUCCUGGGCCGUGUGUGCAGUCAGCUUUGUAGCAGAGGGCUCCAGCUUCUCCAGAUCACCUGAGUCGCUGAGCUUGGGGCCAGUGAAAGGAAGCUGUGGGUUUCAGUGUGUCCUCAUGAGUUCCAGUUGUCCUUGUAGAUCCCAGUUUGUUCUCAGAGGUUCCAGUUUGUCUUUGUUCUCUUCCACCUCACAUCCAGUUUUCUUCCCAACUGCUGGCCUCACAGACUUCAGGCCCAACACCAGGUGCAGAGGCGACAGAGUUGCAUGGAUUUCUCCGCCAACUUCUAAAGAUACACAAUGUCUACUCCUUAUAAUAAAUCUUUAGUUUUCUGUCACUCAUAGCAUUUGCUUCCCUGAUUGAACUUUUAAGUUUGUUCAAGCCAUGUUAAGGACGCAGAACAUGGAGUGAUUAGAAGCCAGAAAGCUUCACAAAGGAGGUGACAUCUGAGCUGCUUCUGACGAGUAGGAAGUUGUGUGUAUAGAGUGGGUAGGAGGAAUUCUAGAGAAUAGUUGGCUCAAGUCAAGCAAUUGAAAGAGCAGUGAGGAGUUCUGUAUUUCUAGAAGAACUGUUCUUUCCAUGGGUCCAGAAUAUAGGUGGAGAAUGAGCAUCUGAUCCUAGCUCUUCUGGCCCCAUUGAGAUGAACUGUUAGCUGACGUGGUUCUCAGAUGUGGUCAUCCCUAAUAUACUGGCAUCCACUGAAAUACAUUCUUGCUAGGGUAUACCCUUGUCACUACCCUAAGAUUCCUCCCCCACCCCACUGCUGCUCUCCUCUCCCCAGUGGUUCCAUGUGGCCAACGCAGGCUUGUCUUUCUUGGCUCCCCAUGUAGGCAUCUUUGCUUGUCCACGCUGUGCUGAUGGUGGCAGUGGUAUGGAGUUCCUGUCUUAGGCAGGGCACUGUGCCCUCUAGUCUUGGAUCCCUAAGCUUAUUUAGGGGUUCUAACAUUCUUUCCAUGGGACCUGAGGCAGGAGUAAGGUACCCUACAUCUAUAACUUUCUAAUGCUUUUUGAGCAUCUUUGUAGGGAGGGCAUGGGAUCAGCUACCUGUUUCUGCUUCAGCCAUGGACCAAUAAUAUGAAAUCCUUGUUCACCAGUUCUACAGUGAUGGGGUGCUUCCUUUUGGCUUCUGGAAUGGGUGCGUUUGCUUCUGAGGAUCUCCAGUGUCAUAACAAACGCAUGCCAGCCCUGUUUUACAGGGAGCCCUGGAGGUGUUGGAAUAGAGGCCACAUUGAGGGUAGUUGCCAAGGUCCUGCAGUUACACACAAAGUCCUUAGGAUAAGACCAUGGCCCUGAGAGCAUGUGGCUUGAUCAUCUUCCGAAGAUGCCUCAUUCCCAAAGUGGACAACAAUACAAUUGAGUUUUUACUGCUGCAGGCAUCAGAUGGCAUUCAUCACUGGACUCCUCCCAAAGGCCAUGUGGAACCAGGAGAGGAUGAUUUGGAAACAGCGCUGAGGGAGACUCGAGAGGAAGCGGGCAUAGAAGCAGGCCAGCUGACCAUCAUUGAGGGGUUCAAAAGAGAACUCAAUUAUGUGGCCAGGGACAAGCCUAAAACAGUCAUUUACUGGCUGGCAGAGGUGAAGGACUAUGAUGUGGAGAUCCGCCUCUCCCAUGAGCACCAAGCCUACCGCUGGCUGGGGCUGGAGGAGGCCUGCCAGUUGGCUCAGUUCAAGGAGAUGAAGGCAGCACUCCAAGAAGGACACCAGUUUCUUUGUUCCACAGAGGCCUGAGCUGACUGGAGCAGAGUCAUUUGCUUCAGUAGGAUCCUUGUGAGCCUUCUAAGAUGAAGCCACCCUCAGGUCCAGGGAAGGUUGUGCUAGUAUUUGGCUCAUCACAGCCAAGAGCAGAUAGAUUUAUGAAAUCGGCUCAACUCCCAGAUGAGAGCAAGCAAAAAUCUUGGCUGGGUGGAAAGGAAGGCAAAGAGUAAAAAUAAAAAAGGCCAAGCCCAGUAAGUGCACCUUGUACUUUAUAAAUAAACUGCAGGCAGCUCAAGGUUGUCUUUCUAA